AUGUCAGAAAAGCUACCCACUUUCACCGAUGAUUUCCUCAUUCGGCAAUUCAAGACCAACCCUCCGGGCAAGUACAAUAUCGCACUUCUUGGAACUACCCUCUUCGGACGCUUCAAAUACUACACAGCUCGUGACCACUACUUUAAGGAAAAUCCGUGCCUCUUGAACCUGGGUGGUAGUUUGGGCGCCGACAGGGUCCGAAAUGUCCAGCGUCUCAUCGACGAGGGCUUUCUUCGUUGUCUAAAGCAACACCAACCAAACCUCACGAUCAUCUACCUUCAAAUGGGAGACGGCGACAUUACCAAGAAUGGCUUGUCAAACUCGGAUGCCCAAACCUAUGGCAGAAUAGUCACGAGCCUACGAGAUCUGUUUCCAGAGGCGCAGAUCGUCAUCACUUCGUUCUUUCAACAGCAUGGAUUCAGCAAGCAUGUCAUUGAGGAGGCAAAUAAGAUGCUACGACACAUUGCUUCCUGCAGUGGUGACGCAGUCUCGUUCCUGGCCUUCACAGCUGAUCAGAAGGAGAUCGUGAGCAAUGAUCAAAUCCACCUGACUAAUGAUGGAUUUCGAAAGUGGUAUGACUUUGUACAGAACGACAUCAACAAUCGUUAG
This is a messenger RNA of Fusarium poae, 609 nucleotides long. RefSeq lists its product as uncharacterized. The record is from RefSeq and is a predicted model, not a curated record. Lineage: Eukaryota; Fungi; Ascomycota; Sordariomycetes; Hypocreales; Nectriaceae. The transcript has a single exon. Bases 1 to 609 code for a protein of 202 amino acids.